Akanthomyces muscarius is the source of this 585-nucleotide messenger RNA. RefSeq lists its product as uncharacterized. Lineage: Eukaryota; Fungi; Ascomycota; Sordariomycetes; Hypocreales; Cordycipitaceae. Bases 1 to 585 code for a protein of 194 amino acids. The transcript has a single exon. The record is from RefSeq and is a predicted model, not a curated record.
AUGUCUCAACUCGCAUUUGGGCGCAAUGUGGCCGACUUCAACGUAUCCGAAAAAGAAUGGCUCGCCAUUCACAACAAGCACUUUGAUGGCCUCCACGCGAGCGCCAUCGUUUUUGACUCGUCCGUUCACGCCUUCUCUUCCGCGCGAAUCCUACUUGUGCAGCGUGCCGCCCGUGACAGUAUGCCCCAUAAGUGGGAGCUCCCUGGCGGUGCCGUUGAUGGAGAUGACGUGACGAUUCUUGAUGGCUGUGCGCGGGAGCUUCGAGAGGAAACCGGUCUGACGACUAUCCGUAUUUUGCGGCGCGUCACGGAGGGUGCUGGCGGCGAAGCCCUUACUGUAUUUACGAAUUCGAGCGGGAAAAGGAUUUUCUGCAAAUUUGUGUUUGAGGUGAAUGUGGCGGACGGCGCGGAAAUUGUGCUGGACCCGGACGAACAUCAGGAUUGGGUGUGGGCGUCCGAGGAAGAAGUGGUUGAGGGCAGGGUUGGAGGCGAAGAUGGCAAGUUUAUUCCACUAACAGCGCCGCAUGUGCGACGGAUUAUCAUGGAGGCAUUCAAAUUGAGGAAGGAGGACGAGGCGCAAAUAUAG